Messenger RNA from Columba livia (rock pigeon), 7137 nucleotides. RefSeq names its product intraflagellar transport associated protein (gene IFTAP). The coding region runs from base 255 to 1031 and encodes 258 amino acids. The transcript has 8 exons. NCBI's taxonomy places the organism in Eukaryota, Metazoa, Chordata, Aves, Columbiformes, Columbidae. Gene Ontology annotation, biological process: acrosome reaction; spermatogenesis. The record is from RefSeq and is a predicted model, not a curated record. Gene Ontology annotation, cellular component: 9+0 non-motile cilium; cytosol. Gene Ontology annotation, molecular function: intraciliary transport particle A binding.
CCUCCCAGCUCCGGGCCCGGCAACUCCCACGGAAAUGGCGGCCCCGCCGCCUGCUGGGGCCCGUAGUUCGCGCUGGGUGCGUCGGCGCGGCCUGGCCCGGCGCGGUGGGGAGUUUCCUGGACGUCGCUCCGGUGUGAGGAGGCGGGAGUGGAGGGAUUAGCGGUCAGGCUGCGGGUACGUAAGACUCUCUUCUUUCUAUUGCAGAAGCAGCCUACUAAGGCAGAUAUACCUGUUCGACUGUCAAGUUGUGGAUCAUGGGAGAACAACUGUCAAACAACAGCAUCCUUGAUCAAUUUAGUGAUAGCCAUGAGCAGUCAUAUGAAGAGUUUCUAAAUACAUUCACUUAUCUUUUGAAAGACAAAGAGGGGAAGACAAUUCAAGGAGUUAAAGCGGACUCCCUGAGAAAAACAUUUUCUACUUCUGAAUUAUCAAAUGGAAAUAAAAAUGAUGGUUCACCUGAAAGAAGCAAAGAAAUAUGGGUGUCUCUGCCACCACAGAUGUCAAAUAAGAAUGAGGCAGUGAUGAGUGAGAGCUGGAAAGCUCGUGGCUCUGAUGGAAAUAAUCUCAGUCUGUCUGAAAGAGUGAAGAAUCACGGAAUGUUGGGGAUAGGAAGGGACCUCAAAAGCUCAUCCAGUCUGAUCCCCUUGCUGGAGCAGGAACACCUAGACGAGGUUACACAGGAAUGUGUCCAGAUGGACAAGUGCUUAGAUUUGGAAGAUACAGACACAGACGAAGAGACAUGCAGUGCAGGAUCAUUGGUUCUCCCAGGAGAGGUGGAACAGACGGUGACUUCCUGUACACCCUUUUUUGAUAAGCCUAUUCAAGUGAAGUUCAGAACCUCAUUAGUUCCACAGCCCUCAGACAGCAAAGCCCAAGAGCUACUAUGGAACAAUGUUCAACCAUUCUCACUUGAUGAAGAAUUUGAUUAUGACAAUGUGGCACUGACCCCUAAGUUCUCUGAAGCUGAGCUGAAGUCCAUUACAGAAUUAUCUGAAGAGAAGAAAAUGCGGACAGAUGUCAAGUCAGCAUGAUCUGAAGAAUGAGUCAAAGACAUUCUGUGCAGUGUUGUUGAAAUAACAUUUUUAGGGGGUAAAUCUAGCCCUUCAUGGUACUCCUAUUUAGUGUUUUUAUCUAUGGGGUGAGUAGUGGCAUCACUGAGAUUUUUUUGUUUGUUCUACCAAGGUGCCUUGGAGCCUGAGUUUGCCUUUUCUUGUACCUCCUCCUAGUCCUAAUGAAAACAGAAUAGGAAGAUGGUGCUUGUGCAGAGUUGCUUGUAUAGUAGCCCUUUAUCCACAGAGGAGGUAUUUCCAUCCUUUAUAUAUAUUUCUGUACAGGUAUUUGCUUAGAUAUUCAGGUUGGCUAAGGAGGUCUGUGUUUGUCCCUAAAUCCAACGGGUUUUUUGUAUAGAUCAGUGACCUUUAAUAUUUUAAGGCCCCAGUGCUCAGCUACUUUGUUGUUUUCCAGGUGGUACAAGGCAGUUGGAAGAAUAUGUCAAAUGACAGCCAUAAAUUCACUUUUGUAGAAAAAUCCUUGAGCGGGGUGAAUCCUGUAUUGGCUCAGACUAGGUAUGCUGGCGUAAUUGCUCCAUAGGACCAAAACAAGCUGUUGAAAGUCAGAGUAGCACUGUGGCUACUCUGGCUUAUAUUUGGUACUGACUCAUUUCCUGACUUGUGCAACGCGAGUCCUAAAGCUGCCUUUUACCUAGAUCUUUCAGUAGUGUAAAUAAGAGCUUUUUGCAGCUGACCAAUCUUUCUCUUUCCCUAUAAUUAUAACACUUACAUAGACAGAGCUAUAUGAGUGAAUGAAUCUGGGAAUGCUGGGUUUUUUUCUGUCCUUUGGAUUACCUCAGUUCUGCAGAGAAAUAUCUAUUCUUGUUUCCAAUGAACUUUUUGAGUUCAUCGGAAUCGAUGUGGUGCAACUCCUAACAAUUAAAACAUGAACUGCUACAAAAGGCCUUCCUCAGAGGAAAAAAUAGUGAUCUUAUAAUUUAAAGGAACUAGCAUUGAAGGGCUGUCAGAUUUUACUUUUUUUUUUUUUUUACAGGAGAUGAUUCCAAAUACCAGCUUAUGGUUUACAGUCAGCAUUGCUGAAAUACAGUAGACUCUGGGGUUCCUUAAAGGUCAGCUAGUGUGGCUGGGAGAGAAUAGUGUGCAUCUCUCACACAAGGUAGUAUGUACUCUUGCUAUGAGGUGUUUAGAAUUUUUUUUUUCCAGCUCAGUGUAGAAGCUUUGCUAUUGAGGCUUGUUGUAACAUCACAACACUGAAUUGUAUUUUUUUUUCUGGUAUAACUGCAUUAGCUGUAGUUUUUUUAUCAACAUUUUGUCCUUGACCUACCUCCAUUAUUUCUGAAGUGGAGGAUUAACAUGAUGAAUAUGGGAAGAGAGCCUGAGCAGAUAGACUAGAGACCAAACCACAGGUUUUUUAAAGGCUCUGGAUGAAAUCACUGUGGCUCAUUGCCUGUUCCAUUGUCACCAAUUAAUAAAAGCAAAGAAAGGUGUUUUGAUGCUCUAAAGGAAGUUUUCUGGAUCAGUAGUUUUGUAGACCAUAAUAAUGUACCACUGAAAUCUGAAUAGCAUUAGUUUUGAGGAAUGGUAUUUACCUCAAUUAGGGGGAUAUAAUUUAAGAGUGAGAUUCACCAAAAAACAAACAAACAAACAAACAAACAAAAAAAUCCAGAAAAGAAAGUGGUCUUAGACAAGAUGCUUAAGGAGAGUGAUAUAAAACUGCAAAAGUGUUGUAUAGAAAAACUGGUCUGUAUAGGACCUUGCUGGUAGCAUGUCCAGAUGUUAAAAAUAAACUUCCAUCCAGAAGUUUGUUUUGAACAUGUGCAAUCAAAAGGAUGCCUUGCUGUAGUUAAAGCAGUUUUUGAUGUAGUUUACUGGAUAGCAGACUCUGCUGUCAUUUGGGACUUUUUUUUUUUUUUUAAUGUAGAUUCAUUUGAAUUCAAUGAAGUGUUUUGUUGAACCCAAGAUAUUUUGAUUUAAGUGCUUCAGAUACAACUGGAAUUUGCCAGUGAAUUGUUCAGAUAAAAAUUCCUGAGUAGAUCUAUUUAUUAAUUUGUCUUCUUCUGGAAUACACAGAUAAUGUAUAUAAAUGGGAGGGAUAAGAAGUAAGUUCUGGAAGAGCUCCAUGAGUGAAUCUGAGAGGAAGAAAUUGCAAGCUGCUGUACAAAGAUAGUAACAUCAGCCUUUAAAAGCCUCAACAGAAAAAUAAGGGAGACAACCCUAUUAACAUAUGUAUGUAUAGCAAAGAUAAAGGAAGCUUCAGUCUAAGAGACGUCUGCGUACAGGGUUUGAUAUCCUGCAAAGAAUCAACCAUAAGUUAAGGUGGACUUUUGUGGGUUUGUGGAAUGAUGUAUUCAGCAAGUUUUUUCUGUGUUUUAUUAGAAACGUAUGAAACAUAAACUAUGAAUCAGUCCUGUUGGAAUCCUGUUGCCAGUAGAGUCAAUGAGAAAACUGAUCCAGGGAUUCAUGAUGAUCUUCAGGCCAAAUCAGCUCUGGAAUCUCUAUUUUCUAUUCAUUUCAUUAUCAGUUUUUCCCUGUCCAUUAGGGAUACAUCUAGCCAUUCAGUUCCUUGUCUCAUAGGCAAAUGAUUCUCUUACCAAAUGUUCAGAGUACCUAUUUUGCUCUGUAAGUGUCAUUCAGUACAGUCAUUAUAUAGUUCCAUUUGAUAUAAAGAAACACUUUGCUGCAGCAUACCCAACAAAAUUGUAACUCUUUAGUGACAUCCAUCUUACUCAGAGAAAUGGGGAUAAUUCACUUACAUUUACACUACUCAUGAGUAGAUUUUGCUCUUUGUUAACAGAGAUGAAUAUCACAGUGGAGAUUAGGCAAUGUAGGCUACAUUUUCUGAACAUGACAUUUUAUUGGCUUGCUCACAGAGGAAGCGUAUUUUUCACUUCUCCAUUACCAGGUUGUCAUUUUUACGAACUUGCUUUAUGUGCAAGUUAAAUUUUGUACAUGUGCAUGGAAUUAGUUACCUUGGAUUGUUUCAGUGUUUGCAAGGUUGUUUGGCGUACAUAUCUUCUCCUCUUGUAGCUUGUAUUCUCUUUAAUAUUCAAGAUUUUCAGCAGGGGCUGGUAACAGACAGUCUCUAUUUAUGGUCUUUUCUAAACAUUUUUCCUGUUUCCCAAAAGAGCUAAAGGCAAACUCGUGCAUGGAACAGGGAACUUCAGGUAUUAUUUGGAACUGACUUAGGGGCUGUUGCAGUAGGGAAUAGGAUUUUCUCCCUACUGUACUGGCAAGGAUUUUGAAAUGCAAAAUCUCUGAUGUUGGUUGAACUUGUUGGGAGUGAAGGCUCUGUGAUGCAUCUCUCUAAUCCCUUUGUAUACAUGACUUCAUUGAUGUCUCAAGUGCAAUAGAGAUAUGCAUCUAUAUCAGCCAGUGAGCUUUUCUGUAUUAAAUUUGUUGUUUACUUGGGUGUUAGCAGAAAGAUAUUGACUGCUUCUUUCCACAGUCUUUAUGGAUCCUGAGUUAUGGGGAGAAACUCCUUGAGUUUUAUGGGAAGCAUAGUAGUCCUUCCACUGGAGCAAGAAUCUGAAGGAUUGUUUCCUUGGCUGGCUGUAGUGCAAGCUUGGAUAUUACUAAUGCUCAGAGUUACUCCUUGUGGGUGUAAAAGCAAGAGUCAUUAUUUGCUGAGAUAAUGGUUGUGAAAGGAUACAAUAUAAAUUUAAGCAAUAAAAAGAGAUGCAGACAAAUCUCACUCAGGCAUUAUUAUGGUUCUAAAUAUAUUUCUAUUAAUGAAUAAAGGUAUUAUUAUGUACAGACAGUGCCACUGACAGAAAAUAGUUUUAGUAUGGAGAGUACUCACCAGAUAAUUCAAAAUGUUUUGAGGAAAAUGUCUUGGAAACAAAUCCCUGCUCUUAUGGAAAAGACCCUUUGGCCUUGAUUUUCUGCUGUGAUGAACUGGCAGAACUCCUAUGAGACCAUGUAUAUUCAUACAGAGCAGAUAGGAUCCUGGUAUUUACAGUCUUAGCUGAAAGAAUACAAGGCCAAAUAUAUUCCAAAUUUAACUUUACUGAAUAUAAAGCUAUAUGUGUGACCCAUUAUCAUUAUGGGAAAAUAUUUAAAUGCAAAGACAAUACAAAUAAAAUGUAAAAGACAUAUCUUUAACUUUCAGUUAUGAAUUUUACACAAGUAAUUAUGGAAUUUUGGUAGUAUUUUGUGCUUAGAACAUUGUUUUUUGCUUUAACAAAAAUCUCACAUACAUUUUUCAAGUCCUGUUCAAAUCAUGAAACUUGAUUACAUCCAUAAUUACCAAAGAUUCCCACCUCCUUUAAAGCUGUUUUUCCCUCUGCAUCUUGUCAAAGAUUGGAAAUGGACUUUGCUUUAUUGUGGAAUUAUUUUAAAAAGAUCUCACUUCCUUUGCAAAAGCAUACACUUUCUUAAAAAGGCAGACUCUCUCAGUGAUGCAAAACUAAAUGCAGAUGUAAAAAUAGGACCAAAUUCCUACUUAUUCAGCGAUUUCAUAUACCUCAUGGUGUUGCUAAACAGCCACUUAGUAUCAAAGUAUCUGCUUGGAUGGCAGGCUGAUUUGUAUCCUGUUGUCAUCUACCUUUGGUUUUACUCAGGAGUCUAAGCAGCACCUUGGUCCUACCCAGGUAUGAAUUCUUACAGCCCUGCAAAGAGACAGCAAGACAAUUCAGUUAGGCUGACCAAAGAAGCUGAAGCAGCAGUCUUGUACCAGGGCUCUAUGCACACUCUCUCCUGCUGAAUAGUUUAGAUGAGUGUGGCUAUUCUCCUCUUUUCAACAGAUUUGUGUUCCAACUGUUGUGAAUGUGAUACCCCUGAAGACAUGCGGUGGAAAAGUGAUAACUAACCUGUUGACUUACUGUGGCUGUGCUGAACAGGCAGCUUACUACCCUCCUUCACAGGCUGCAGCUCAGCCUCUGCGUGACAAGCACCCAGUAAAGUGAGGAAAUGUGUGACACGGGUUCUUACUGGCCUCAGGAGGUGAGCUCCCUGUACAGCAGAGCCAAGCCCGUGUGACAGCAAAGGGCAUUCCCACCACAGUGUGCUUUCUUGUGGUGAGGUGUCAGUUAGCACAGGUGGGUGUGAAGUGCUACAUGUGUCGUGGGCUCUUCUGGGAGGGGGGAUGCACCCACCCAUCCAGGCUGCCUUUGCCUGUCUUGGGCACAUGCAGUUCUCCAGGUGCUAAAUGUCUGCCCAUAUACUUGGGAAAACACGACAGACAGUUUUCUCUGAAAUAGUGUUAAGUUGUAGAACAUCUCAAAAGAUCAUGUGUUCGGUAAAUUUGUGAUUGCUGGCUGUUGGAAGUGACACCUCAUGUUUUGCUGGCAAGGUACUGUAAGCCAAUGUUGCAAGUGUGUGAGCUGUAAAAUGCCAUGGAGUUAGACUGCAGUUAGUUUUAGUGCUUGUUUAUGACAAGUCUGAAAGGAGAGAAGCAAAUCUUCAAAGGUACCAUCACAUUUGUAGACAGGCUACUUUAUUUGAAAUUGCAGUGCCCCACAGUUAAAAUGGAAAUCUAUAUUAAUGCCUCGUGAAAAUGCAGAAAUAUUUAUCUCAUUUACAGCACUUCAAAAAAGGACAGAUAAUAAAAUCCCUGAUCAACAAUCUAUAAUUUAUGUAUGUAUUUAUUUAUGUAUGUAAUUAUUUAUUAAUUUAUGUAUGUACAUAUUUUAUGUAUGUAUUUUAUUCUGUGGUGUCUUGUUCAGUGUAUCUAUCCAUGUAAACUUUUCAAAGUAAUAAAGAAAGACAGAUCUGAACAAAAUCCCUAAAUCUAACUUCACUCUGAAUUUCAGGCUGUAGAAAAUCUCUUUGAUUGGAAUAUUCCCAAACUUUGGGGAAGUAGAUUCUCUGCUUUAAAAAUCUCUAACCAAACAUUUCUCAAGCAACCACUUAGUACCCAUGUGGACUACAAAAGCAAAGCAGUCAGGGACCUACCUAUAUAAAAAGAAGCUAUGGAAAUGGUAUUCUAUAAAAAUACUAUAAAGAUAGUAGAACUAAAUGGAAGAUGAUAUUUUUCUAGAGACGAACCAUAAUAAAAUGUUCUGUUGAAUUAAUACAAUUCUUUAAAACCUUUGAAUGCCCAACUGGAAAAUUAGUCUAAUCAUUUUGUAAUUAAUGUGAAUUUACAACACAGUUAUCUCUUGAGCCAUUAAAAUGAGAUUAAAAAUUG